Messenger RNA from Lycium ferocissimum, 556 nucleotides. RefSeq lists its product as uncharacterized. The transcript has a single exon. Lineage: Eukaryota; Viridiplantae; Streptophyta; Magnoliopsida; Solanales; Solanaceae. The annotation marks the transcript as partial. The record is from RefSeq and is a predicted model, not a curated record.
AUGAAGAGGCCAGCUUCCGAUGAUGGGGGUGCUAAUAAGGCCCCUAGAGUAUCCUCAGGACCUCAGGCUCCAGGGCCCAGUCGGAGGACCCCCAGCUAUUCUAUCGAGACUGAUCCCUCAGAGGAUCCCGCUACGAUUCCCCCAGAGUGUUUGACCCCCAGUGAGGAGGUGGGGCCUAGCAGGAGGAGCCUUAGUUACUCUAUUGAGACAGAUCCCUCGGAGGAUCCUGCGACGAUUCCCCCUGAGUCCUCGACCCCCAGUGAGGAGGACCCCCCUGAGGGCAGCUAUGACACGGACCCGUCCGAGUAUUCAGCGGGGGCACCGGGGGAGGAGCUUCCCGAGGUUGUGCCAGUUGCUCCGAUGGUGGAGCACUAUGUUAGGCCAGCUUCCUCAGUGAGCGUUACGGACUAUUCUAGCCCCUUAUCCUGGCCGUCGGUGAACCAGGAGCUGUCGCCGGGCUAUCUAGAUUCCUCGGAUUUAGACGCGGGGGAUGACGAGGAGGAGUACACUUCGCCCUAUAGCCCACCAGAUCAGGCUGGAGACCGCUCGUCUACAG